GGUCAGACUGUUUUCAGAUCAGCGGAGCGCUUGAUUUUAUUCUCCUCGACGUCCUUCCUAAAAGUUAUUCCACCUCGCCCGACCCCCGCAGCUCGCGUGUCCUCUACAUGGACUUAGUGUUUGAAACUUACCCACCAGCUGCGGCGUCGACAUGGACACCGUCGUUUUGUAGCUGCAGAGUCUGUCCUGCCGCCGGGUCUUUCGUAUGGCCGGAGCUUGCUGCAAGUGUCCAGUCUCUCUGUCCGUGUUCAAGCGAUCUCUCUCGGUGGCGCCGCGGGGCUGCGGUUCCUCUCCACGGUCCCUGUUACCGGGCUGGAGGUUAGGGGAGCGCGGCCUGCAGGAGGCCGCCCGACCCUCCAGCGCCCUCAGACCCGCAAGUUUUUACCGACACACGGCUUUCUUCUGUCUGUCCUGCCAGGAGUCCAUGAGUGAGAGUCUGCGGACGUGCUACGUGUACCUGAACCAAACCAGCCGGAGUUUUGCAGCUGUGAUUCAGGCACUCGACGGGGAGUUGAGACAUGCAGUUUGUAUUUUCUACUUGGUGCUGCGAGCGUUGGACACAGUGGAGGACGACAUGAGUAUCCCUCUGGACAAAAAGGUUCCCAUGCUGAAUGAUUUCCACACCUAUCUGUACCAGGAUGAGUGGUGCUUCACUGAGAGCCAGGAGAAAGACCGACAGGUUCUGGAGGAUUUCCCUACGAUAUCACUGGAAUUCAGAAACCUCGCUCAGGAAUACAGAGACGUCAUCUCAGAUAUCUGCCACCGUAUGGGAGUGGGAAUGGCUGAAUUCCUGGAGAAGAAAGUGGGAUCCAUGAAGGAGUGGGACCAGUAUUGCCACUAUGUCGCAGGGCUGGUCGGCAUUGGUCUGUCUCGGCUCUUCUCUGCGUCCCAGCUGGAGGACCCUGAGGUGGGGCGGGACACCGAGCUGGCCAAUUCCAUGGGCCUGUUCCUCCAAAAGACCAACAUUAUCCGAGACUAUCUUGAGGACACGCAAGAGGGACGUGCCUUCUGGCCACAAGAGGCUUGGAGUCAGUUUGCAGAUCGUCUUGAAGACUUUGCCCAGCCGGAGAAGCUGGACUCGGCUUUGUCCUGUCUCAACCUGCUGGUCACUGAUGCUCUGCGACAUGUCCCUGAUGUUAUUGCCUAUCUGUCCCGUCUGCGCAACCAAAGCGUCUUCAAUUUCUGUGCUAUUCCACAGGUGAUGGCAAUAGCUACACUGUCAACAUGCUACAACAACCCCAUGGUGUUCCAGGGAGUAGUGAAGAUCAGAAAGGGACAGGCUGUCACCCUCAUGAUGGAAGCCACCAACAUGAGAGCUGUGCAGACUAUCAUCACCCAGUACAGCCAGGAGAUUUUACAGAAGGUCUCCCUCUCUGACCCAUCACGGGACAAGACCCUGCACAUCCUGGCUAUAAUCCGAGAGAAGUCCACGCUGUCGCCGUCCAGCCUCCCGUCCAGGACCCACCACUUGUCACCUAUGUACCUGUCUGCUGCCAUGCUGCUGGCCGCUCUGAGCUGGCAGUACCUCAGCACUACCGCAGCACAGGCGCAGGGCACCGGUGACAUGCAGGGAAAGUGAACCCCUUCACCCUCACCUUUCCUGGGGGCUACAGACUAAGAAAAUCCUUCUGUCCACUCUGGAGGUCUGGCUCUCCUCUCACUAGAGGAACCAAAGGCACCUCUUCCCUCCUUUGCCCUCUUUGUUAUGGCCGUUACAGGACCAUGGACAUAUUCAGACUGUAGAGGGGCUCUGGUAGCAGGCUGGUCUCAUUAGAUUGUUUGAUAGUGAUUUGUGGUAGUCCAUCCUGGACCUGGAUUAAUUACUUACACACAGUGUUGUGUAGUCAUAUUCACCAGCAUAAAUGGCACAUUGAAACGGUACAGGGGGCGGGUUUAUUCUCAUUUGAUGUUUAUGCUGAUCAUGUUUUUUUUUCUUUUUUUUUUUGUUUGGUUUGUUUGAAACAUUUUGACCCAUCUUUUGCAUUAAUGACAUCAAUCAUCAAUCAUAUUUGGAUAUUUCAAACAGCGGUUUAGAUUCAUUUUGCCUGUUGAAGGUGUGAAAUGUUCAAAUAUACAAAACACGACACUGCCUAUUUUAGGACUUUGGGGAGCACAGUCGCCAAACUUCAUUCAGUUUUCCUUUAAUUUUGUCUCAAAUCUUAGUUUUCUUAUUUCUCAUGUCAAAUCAAAGCUAGCCUAAUAUUCCACUUGUUUCUAUGGGAGGAACACUUAAAGAGCUGUUACAGCAGUGCACUUUAAAGCAUUUAUGCUGUAUGUAUGUGCUUUAUAGAUGUGGAUAGCAUCCCCUCACAGCAGAGCUUUGUUUCAACACUCUUCUUUCUUUGUUCAUUCUUUAUACUUUGAAAUGGGAGAAAAAGAAAAAAAAACAGCAGUUCCACUGGUAGUUUUAUUAGACAUGUACUGUUGGAAGGAAUAA
This is a messenger RNA of Toxotes jaculatrix (banded archerfish), 2437 nucleotides long. RefSeq names its product farnesyl-diphosphate farnesyltransferase 1 (gene fdft1). Gene Ontology annotation, molecular function: squalene synthase [NAD(P)H] activity. The record is from RefSeq and is a predicted model, not a curated record. Lineage: Eukaryota; Metazoa; Chordata; Actinopteri; Toxotidae. Gene Ontology annotation, cellular component: endoplasmic reticulum membrane. Gene Ontology annotation, biological process: farnesyl diphosphate metabolic process; cholesterol biosynthetic process. The coding region runs from base 206 to 1579 and encodes 457 amino acids. The transcript is spliced from 7 exons.